This is a messenger RNA of Olea europaea var. sylvestris, 1513 nucleotides long. Its product is annotated as interactor of constitutive active ROPs 1-like. The transcript is spliced from 3 exons. The record is from RefSeq and is a predicted model, not a curated record. NCBI's taxonomy places the organism in Eukaryota, Viridiplantae, Streptophyta, Magnoliopsida, Lamiales, Oleaceae. Bases 265 to 759 code for a protein of 164 amino acids.
CCUAUCUUGUUCCUCUUUUCUCUCUAUCUACCCACUCAACUCUCCAUAGCGCGAAGCAAAUGCCUUAAAAUUGGAAAGUAUGCAACAUCGACGCUUCAACUCUUCCCUCUCUACAUGAAGCUCAAUUCGUCGUUGCAUGCGACGUGAAGAACACCACUUGGUGGGACUGUGGGAGAGAUAACUGUUGCCAGCUUGCCUUCGACCCAGUAGGAAGGACUAGGUUAUUUAGAGAAGAUUGAGUUAAUUAUCUUGUACGUUGGUCAAAUGCAAAGAUCAAGGGGAGUAGAAAUGCCUCAAAAGCAAUCUACCCGAGGUCCACCUCAUCCGAGGACUUUGAGCUCGAAUUCUGACACAUUAUACAAUCGAUCAAGAGCUGACCGGAGCCGAAAGCUAGCAGAUGGUCAGUCCCCGCGAGGGACUCUGUCUGAUCCUGCAAAUCGAAAGAAACUAAGAACAUGUAUUGCUGAUUUAGAAUGUUACCUUGGCCAAGCGCAUGAGGAGUUCAAAACUCUCAAGGACCAAUUAUCUUUAAAAGGGGCUUCUAAGAAAGUGGAGAAGAGAUCAAAGAAACAACAAAUGGUUCUUGAGUCGUUGGAAACUCGAGAAAACGACUCUAUUUCAGUUCAAACUGAAGAAUCCAAUGACAAGUACAAUACCAGUGCUUGUGAAACAUCUGAUGAAAACCAACAGGGAACUGAUGUUUUUGAAGUUCCAGCCGAGAAAGUAACUAUGAAAUCGACAAGUAAAUCGUGCCCCUAGAUGAUCGAGAUGAAAUUGAACCAAAAUUUGUUGUUUUAUCAACUGAAUCACCAAACAUGUCGGAGCCAGAAGAGUCAUCAUUACAUGAGUUGACUCUGAAGGAUGAUGAAGUGAAUUUGCUAAAGGCGAAGUUGGAGGACAAAGAAAAUGACCUGGAAGUAUUUCGCUUAGAAAAUGUGGGCUUAAAGAAUCAGCUAAAUGAAAAGUUGUAGGAGUUAUCAUCAGUUGGAUCCAAUAGAGAUGAAGUAACUUCAAGUUUGAAUCAAGUUGAACAAGAACUGGAAAGGAGCAAAAGCAGUCUGUCCAGUUAAAUGAGAAAUUAGAAGUUGCUGAAAAUGCAAAGGAGGAAUUAGAAACUGAAAUGCAGAAGCUUCAGGUAAUAACAGAGCAAUGGCGAAAGGCAGCUGAUACUGCAGCAUCGGUUCUAGCUGGUGAUGUGGGGAUGAAUGGCAGAAGAAUUUCUAAGCGGUGUGGAUCCAUGGAUACACACACUGGCAUUGUCUCCAAACCGGUAGAUUUGGAUUCACAAGUAUUAAUUGAUGAUCCAGACGAUGUUAUUGGUGGUGGAAAGGGGAAAGGUUCUGGGUUGAGAAUUGGGGACCUGUGGAAAAAGAAGGGCCAGAAGUAGAAUUUGUAUUUGUCACUGCAAUCUUGAAAUUAAGGGCUCAAAACAUUCAUAAUUGUUAUGCUUUCUUAUGUAAUUUGCAGUCUUUAUACUUGCACGAGGUGUGGACUUUGAUCAUGUGGUUAUUAA